Cicer arietinum (chickpea) is the source of this 1053-nucleotide messenger RNA. RefSeq names its product protein ZINC INDUCED FACILITATOR 1-like. Lineage: Eukaryota; Viridiplantae; Streptophyta; Magnoliopsida; Fabales; Fabaceae. The record is from RefSeq and is a predicted model, not a curated record. Gene Ontology annotation, biological process: regulation of stomatal closure. Gene Ontology annotation, molecular function: solute:potassium antiporter activity. Gene Ontology annotation, cellular component: plasma membrane; plant-type vacuole membrane.
UUCUUGCCCUGUUUUAUAAUAUCAGGACUUGCACUUGCAGCAGCAAUUGUCUGCAUUUGGAUUCCAGAAACACUUCAUAAUCACAGUGGUAGAAAUGAGUCUAAAGAUAAUGCUGAAGCUUUAGAAAAUGGAAGCAACAUGGUUGACAAACAAAGGACAGUCCAAAACAAUGAAAACCUCUUCAUGAAUUGGCCUUUAAUGUCAUCUAUCAUUGCUUAUUGUAUCUUUGCACUUCAUGAUAUAGCUUAUCAAGAGGUUUUCUCAUUAUGGGCUGUCAGUCCUUCAAAGUUAGGGGGUUUGAACUUUACAACUGAUGAUAUUGGUGAUGUUCUUUCAAUUUCAGGACUUGCACUUUUCAUCUACCAGGUUGUUGUAUAUCCAUUUGUGGAAAAAGUUUGUGGACCUAUUGGUAUUGCGCGCAUCGCAGGGAUUUCUUCUAUACCACUAUUGCAAAGUUACCCAUUCAUAGCAAUGUUAUCAGGCAUAACUUUAUACACAGUGAUUAGUAUUGCUUCUGUGCUGAAGAAUGUUAUGGCUGUGACAAUUAAAACGGGUAUAUUCCUUAUACAAAAUCGAGCAGUGGAACAACACCAAAGAGGGGCAGCUAAUGGAAUUUCUAUGACAGCUAUGUCUUUUUGCAAAGCUGUUGGUCCUGCUGCAGGUGGUGCAAUAUUAACUUGGUCACAAAAACGUAGGGAUGCUUCUUUCCUUCCGGGCUCUCAAAUGGUCUUUUUUUUCUUGAAUUUAGUUGAAGGACUUGGAAUACUUUUGUUGUUCAAACCAUUCCUUGGUGAAAAGAAGAACACACACUCAGAUCAGUUACAUUGAUAUCCAUCAACUUUUGAUUUUUGAGUCAUGCUUUAUCACUAUCAUUAAGUGCAUUAUUAGAUUUGUCAUCAUAUACAAGUGAUUCUUAUUGCUAAAUUGAUAGUAGAAACACCAAAUAAAAAAAGAAAAAUGAGGAAGUAAUUGUGCUUCUUUACUGGAAUCAUGACUCUCAAGGGGAAAGACAAUUCACAAUAUUAUCCUUAUGAAAUUUUUUUUCAUGACUUU